Messenger RNA from Electrophorus electricus (electric eel), 1866 nucleotides. RefSeq names its product cAMP responsive element binding protein 3-like 4 (gene creb3l4). The record is from RefSeq and is a predicted model, not a curated record. NCBI's taxonomy places the organism in Eukaryota, Metazoa, Chordata, Actinopteri, Gymnotiformes, Gymnotidae. Gene Ontology annotation, cellular component: nucleus. Gene Ontology annotation, molecular function: RNA polymerase II cis-regulatory region sequence-specific DNA binding; DNA-binding transcription factor activity, RNA polymerase II-specific. Gene Ontology annotation, biological process: regulation of transcription by RNA polymerase II.
CCCGCCCACCUCUACGCGGAUGUGCAGUGGAAUAGCGAGGUUUACGUUCACACUGAGUAUGGAGCUUUAGAAAUGUUCCAGUAGUUCUGCUUUUCUGUUAGUAAAGUGUAUGACGUGCAUAAAGAAUGCGGGAAUCAGACAUCGUAUCUGGGUCGACUGUAUUCACCGAAACAGACAUAGGAGGCGAGAUAUGCAGCCUGACGGAGCAGGAUGGGAGUCUGGAGGCAGGUUUGAUUCUGUCUGAGUCCUGUCUGCACUCCGUGUACACAAGUACAGAGGACUGGGUCAUUCAGCACCCACGUACCCUGAAUGACAGUGAGCCCGAGGACACCCUGCAAGCGAUAAACCCGAACGAUGUCUACGUAUCAGGGCCUCUGCACCAGCGUAUGUCUGAAAGCGACGACAGCAUGUCAGACGAUAAUUACACAGAUGGCCCAACACUACUGCUUGACUCUGCCCACAGUCAGACCACUCCCACUGUCUACCAAGUGGUAUAUGACAUAAGUGGUCUGGGGGACAGCUCACGAGAGCAGCAGAAGGUGGAUGUAAUUUCCAUAGAGCUUGAUGAAUGGAGCUCACAGGUGCUGAUGUCGGAGUCAUGUGUUGUGAGUGAUCUGCCCUUCAUCUCGGGUGUAAAAGUGGAAAACACUCCUCCAAAAAACUACCAGAACACUCUCAGCUCACACCCAGCUCACACCCAGAUCACACCCAGCUCACACGCAGCUAGCCUGCUUUUCCCAGAGCUGCAGCUGACGGAGGAAGAGCAGAAACUUCUGGACCAGGAAGGCGUGUCACUCCCCAGCAGCCUUCCCCUGACCAAGGCUGAGGAGAGAGUCCUGAAGAAAGUGCGACGUAAAAUCCGCAACAAGCAGUCGGCCCAAGACAGCCGGCGGAGAAAGAAAGAGUACAUAGAUGGUCUGGAGAGCAGGGUUGCAGCAUGCUCAGCUCAGAACAAGGAGCUACAAAGAACAGUAGAUCAACUGGAGAAGCACAACACGUCUCUCCUCGCACAGCUGAGGAAGCUGCAGGCUCUAGUGAAGCAGACGGCCACUAAAGCUGCCCAGACGAGCACAUGUAUCAUGAUAUUGCUCUUCUCUUUGGCCCUGAUCAUCUUCCCAAGUUACUGCCCCUUCAGGUGGGGUUCUCAGACAUCAGAUGACAAUUACACACCUACAGGAGUAAUCUCCAGAAACAUCCUGAACGAUGCAGCCUCACCGUUGCUCCUCUCUGAUCCUGUGGAUGAUAAACCACUCCCCGAGCUUCCGGUCUCCUCCACGGACAACCAGCAGCCAGACGCCGGCGACAUGGCCAGACUGCUGCUGCAGCCCCUGGGCGGAGCAGAGGGGGAAAGGCUCCAGGACCUGAACGACAGCCUCCAGAGAAAUGCCUCUGCCCUGUCAGACCGUCAGAUUGAUGCAUUACCCGUAGGAUUAACGUCUGCUUCUGCAGGAGUUGGAUUAGACCCAGCCAAACCUGCACAUGCAGAUGAAAUGUAGCCACCUCCUUUCCUUACGGUGCUACACUGAGCUUUCCAGAUGCCAUUUUUGCUCAUAACUUACAGCUAUUCUAAUAUGUUUUGCAUAUCAUAAUAUGGUUGUGGAAAUGCUGCCAUAGUCUUUACAUAGUUUACAUUUCCUGAGAUUUUCUGUUGAGGAGAACUACCAGAAAGGGAAUCCUGAAGACAUGUGUAUGUGCUGUAGUGCUUUCAGGAUGUGCUGUGGGUUUUAUUGGAGAAACCUCUUCAUUCCAUUUUUCCCAUUCUGUAGGAAUGUUUUAACUGUCACUGGGCCUGUUUCAUGGGUGUUUUGUUUGAGUAUAGCAGCAGUUUGAUGCUUUAUUAAAGUGAAUCAGUGUGUUUAUACAUUA